Lampris incognitus (smalleye Pacific opah) is the source of this 2079-nucleotide messenger RNA. It is a transcript of the gene stoml2, whose product is annotated as stomatin (EPB72)-like 2. The transcript is spliced from 10 exons. Gene Ontology annotation, cellular component: membrane. NCBI's taxonomy places the organism in Eukaryota, Metazoa, Chordata, Actinopteri, Lampriformes, Lampridae. The record is from RefSeq and is a predicted model, not a curated record. Bases 94 to 1140 code for a protein of 348 amino acids.
AGAAGAGGUCGCGCCCCAUCAGUUCCAGGCUAAUAGCCAACCUUUAAGAGGAGAUACAGCUGCCCAGCGCGCUCUGCACUGCGUAAAGACAACAUGCUACGGACACUGUGUCGGAGUGGAGGUGCUCUUUUAAAGAAUUCCCAGAGGAAUGUUCCCCGGCUGUGGGUAACUCCAGCACAGCAGCGAUGGGCCUCAAGCUUGCCCAUGAACACUGUGGUCCUGUUUGUGCCACAGCAAGAAGCCUGGGUGAUUGAGAGGAUGGGUCGCUUUCAUCGGAUCUUAGAGCCGGGAUUGAACUUCCUGAUUCCUAUAUUUGACCGAAUUCGUUACGUGCAGAGUCUCAAAGAGAUUGUAAUUGAUAUCCCAGAACAGUCAGCAGUUUCUCUAGAUAAUGUUACACUGCAGAUUGAUGGAGUCCUUUUCCUAAGGAUCUUGGAUCCUUUUAAGGCUAGUUAUGGUGUGGAGGAUCCAGAGUAUGCAGUAACACAGCUGGCACAGACCACGAUGCGUUCAGAGUUGGGCAAACUCACACUGGACAAAGUCUUCAGGGAAAGGGAAUCCCUAAAUUCCAACAUAGUUGACUCCAUCAACCAAGCAUCCGACGAGUGGGGGAUCCGCUGCCUGCGUUAUGAAAUCAAAGAUAUUCAAGUUCCACCUCGUGUCAAAGAAUCUAUGCAAAUGCAGGUGGAGGCCGAGCGCAAGAAGAGAGCUACAGUGCUGGAGUCUGAGGGAGCAAGGGAAGCAGCCAUCAAUGUUGCUGAGGGUUGUAAGCAAUCUCAGAUCUUGGCCUCUGAGGGAGUAAAAGCCGAGCAGAUAAACAAAGCAGCUGGUGAAGCCCAAGCUUUAUUGUCUGUCGCAGAGGCCAAAGCCAAAGCCAUUUGCCUUCUGUCUAAUGCCCUAGCUGAACAGAACGGAAACGCGGCGGCCUCCCUGAGUGUGGCUGAACAGUACGUGUCUGCUUUCUCCAACCUUGCCAAACAGUCCAACACCGUCCUUCUACCUUCCAAUGCGGGGGACAUCAAUGGAAUGGUUGCACAGGCCAUGAGCAUUUACGGUACGCUAGCCAAGCAAAGGCCAACAGUGCAGAACACUAUGCCUGAGACGGCGGUGGAGGAAAAGAGUGAAGAAGUGGCCCAGUAGCAGGACACCCUAAAGUACUCUAAGCCUUAACAGACACAGGAUUAGAUCAGAAGGAAGCAUUAUAAGACUGGGGUCUCAUGGCUAGCUGUUUGAGACCUGUCAAUUUCUGGUGCAAAGGACACAUAUUACAGUAUCUGCUGCGGAGAACAGGAUGUUGACACUGAAGGACGGGGUGGGUUCUUGAUAAACUGAAGGAAUGAAGCCUUGGAGGUCUUGGGACAUAAUGUUCUGCUAUUAAAUGGGGCAAAAGCAACAUAGAAUAGACCUUCUCUGUUUAAAAGGAUAUCAGCUGUCGGUAAUGUGUACCGUUGUGAAUGUUAUCGUUUUGUUUUUCUUAAUGUGAUUUCAAUACAUCUGAUAGAAUGAGGGGAACACCAAGCAGUGCGGCAUCUGGACACUGCUUGGCGUCCUCCUCACCACAUUCUUAAUAUAUCUUACAAUUCCAUUAUGAUUCUGUUAUGCUCUUUCUAUGUUGUAUUCUGUAAACUGUGUACACACAACAUCUGUCCGUCGUGGGAGAGAGAUCCCUCAUCUGUUGCUCUCCCUGAAGUUUCUUCCUAUUUUUUCUCUCUGUUAAAGUUUUUUUUUGGGGGGGGGGGGGUUGUUCCUUAUCUGAUGCAAGGGACUAAGGACAGGCUGUUGUAUGCUGUAGAGCCCCCUGAGGCGAAUCUGUGAUAUUGGGUUAUACAAAUAAAAUUGACUUGACAGUUGUAUGUGAAUGACUUGUCAGUUUUUUUUUUUCAUUAUUAUUAUUGGACUAAAUCUAAAUCCACCCAUGAUGAAACAGACCCAUGGUAUUUGGGGAAAACCUGUUGGUUGUGGAGGACAGGAUGAAACAAGAUCCUGGGGACUAAUGGGUUUGUGGACUUUUGUGGGGUCACUUAUUGUUGGGGGUUUACAUUUGGCACUGGACAAAAAAAUAAUAAAUUGGUUGUUAUA